This is a messenger RNA of Phytophthora infestans T30-4, 1020 nucleotides long. Its product is annotated as succinyl-CoA ligase subunit alpha, mitochondrial precursor. Gene Ontology annotation, cellular component: succinate-CoA ligase complex (ADP-forming); mitochondrion. Gene Ontology annotation, molecular function: succinate-CoA ligase (GDP-forming) activity; succinate-CoA ligase (ADP-forming) activity. Lineage: Eukaryota; Oomycota; Peronosporomycetes; Peronosporales; Peronosporaceae. The record is from RefSeq and is a predicted model, not a curated record. The coding region runs from base 1 to 1020 and encodes 339 amino acids. The transcript is spliced from 2 exons. Gene Ontology annotation, biological process: tricarboxylic acid cycle.
AUGGAUCGUGAGCUCCCCCACUCUCCGUUCAGACUCGAGGCUCGCAGCAAGGUCAUCGUCAGUAUGUUCGCUCGCACGCCCGUCAAGACCGUGGCCGCCGUCGCGCAGGCCACGCGCAGCAUGUCUGCGUCCGCCAAGGUGUGGAUCAACAAGGACACCAAGGUCAUCUGCCAAGGCUUCACCGGCAAGCAGGGUACAUUCCACUCGCAACAGGCUAUUGAGUACGGCACCAACAUGGUGGGCGGUGUGACCCCCAAGAAGGGUGGCUCCACGCACCUGGGUCUUCCCGUGUUCAACACUGUGGCUGAGGCCAAGAAGGAGACUGGUGCUGACGCUUCCGUCAUCUAUGUGCCGCCUCCGUUCUGUGCGGCUUCUAUCAUUGAGGCCAUCGAGGCUAAGAUUCCUCUCGUUGUGGCUAUUACGGAGGGCAUUCCGCAGCAGGACAUGGUCAAGGUCAAGUGGCACUUGCGCAACCAGAGCACCACACGCCUUAUUGGCCCCAACUGCCCCGGUAUCAUCAAGCCUGGCGAGUGCAAGAUGGGCAUUAUGCCUGGAUACAUUCACCAGAAGGGUAAGAUCGGCAUUGUGUCGCGCUCCGGUACCCUGACGUACGAGGCUGUGGCUCAGACUACGGCUCUGGGCCUUGGUCAGUCCACCGUUAUUGGUAUUGGCGGUGACCCGUUCAACGGCACAAACUUCAUUGACUGCCUGGAGCGCUUCACCAACGACCCGGAAACUGAAGGUAUCAUUAUGGUGGGCGAGAUCGGCGGAUCUGCCGAGGAGGAGGCUGCAGAGUGGCUCAUGGCCCACGGAGACCCCAACAAGCCCGUGGUGAGCUUCAUUGCCGGCACGACGGCUCCUCCUGGACGUCGUAUGGGCCACGCUGGCGCUAUUGUGUCAGGCGGCAAGGGUACGGCUGCUGGUAAGUUCGCUGCGCUUGAGGCUGCUGGCGUUGCGGUGACGCGAUCGCCUGCUCGUCUUGGCGUGACGCUGUACGAGGAGAUGCAGAAGCGCGCUUAA